UGGCAGUAUAUAAAGGUCCAAGGCUAGUAGAAGACAUGCACUUCACCACAUCCUCUUGCAACCCACGUGAAUUCUCUUCUCUUGACAAGAUGUGUUGCAACUACGGCAACUCCUGUGGCUAUGGCUGUGGAUAUGGCUAUGGCUGUGGAUGUGGCCCCUAUUAUGGCUGUGGUUAUGGAACAGGCUAUGGCUGUGGCUCUGGUACUGGAUAUGGCUGUGGAUAUGGCUCACGGUAUGGCUGUGGCUCUGGCUGUGGAUAUGGCUCCUGCUGUGGCUAUGGCACUGGAUAUGGCUGUGGCUAUGGCUAUGGCUCCAGCUGCUGUGCCUACCGGCCAUUUUUCUAUAGAAGAUGUUAUUCUUCUUGCUGCUAGAACAUCACUGUUCAAACCCCACUUGCUUCUGAAAUGACACGCCUUAAGAGAAGGCUGAUUCAAGAAUCCAUACCCCAAGACUUCUAUAUGUAAGAAAUUGCAUGCUUUGUAGAAGAUUUGACCACCAUUAACAUUUGUAGGAUGGCAUCUUGUGGCUGUGUAGUAUCAUCUUACUGUUUUCCAUACAUUGGGCUUUACUCCCUUAAUCUGGAUUCUGUUUUGUGACUGUGGCAAUGAUCCAAACAUUCCACAGCUAGGCAAAUCCCUUAUUCUCAAUAAAAAUGGUUCUUUGCUUCUAACACAUCCUGUGAAUUACUCCUUUUUUUGAGGUGUUAUGGUGUCUCUUGAAAUCCAGCUGACAAUAUAUUUCAUGAACCCUCGACUUUUCUCCUUGAUACAAUACAAGCAUUUCUUCUCUUAUGUACAUCAGAGAUAAUGUCUUCUCCACCUAUUUCUUGCAUCCUUCAUACUCAGCCCUUACACAGUAUUUCAUAACUGAGUCCUGAAAAUCACACUGUAUCUAGAAU
Molecule: messenger RNA, 898 nt
Organism: Acinonyx jubatus (cheetah)
Lineage: Eukaryota; Metazoa; Chordata; Mammalia; Carnivora; Felidae
Product: keratin-associated protein 21-1-like
Exons: 1
Coding region: 36-371 (111 amino acids)
Source: RefSeq, a predicted model, not a curated record